Molecule: messenger RNA, 1929 nt
Organism: Eurytemora carolleeae
Lineage: Eukaryota; Metazoa; Arthropoda; Copepoda; Calanoida; Temoridae
Exons: 15
Coding region: 476-1885 (469 amino acids)
Cellular component (GO): membrane
Molecular function (GO): glutamate-gated receptor activity
Source: RefSeq, a predicted model, not a curated record
AUUGCUAGCUCUUACAGAAACGAUGAAAAAUUUCCCCAAUAUUUCAAAAACUAAAGUUAACCAGUGCUAAAUAAUUCUAAACUUUGCAUGUCUAAAGCUAUGAAAAACUUCAGUCAAAUUAAUGCCCAAGGCAAUGCGACUAAACCCAGUCUUGCAGUUGGAUCUAUACUGGGACACGUGACACGUGCGGGGGAUUAAGUUCUAAUAAUGUUGAUUUUGUCCUCCAGUCAAAUAUUGGGUAGAUGAAGGUUACCUAAGAAGUUUAAUUUCGUAACAUGAAAAAAAAACUUUUAAUUAUUCCUUAAAAAAUGUAAAUUUUGGUAGAAAAAAUGAGAAGAUCAUGCUUAAAAGCUAUUUUCUGGUUGAAAAAAAGUAAACUUGAACAAUACCUGUAUGUAGACAUUUGUUAGCUCAGGAUGGUUGAGUUAAACAAACGAGGUUUUGCAUUCUCUUAAACUGCUCAGUUUUAUUAAACAUGUGGACCUUGCCCAUCUGGUUUAUAAUAUAUCAGAUCUCAAGAGCUGCAGGAUAUAAGUCAACAACUGAUGAACAAGUUGCUCAAGCUUUCGCAACACUAGAUAAUCAGCUAUUGUUGAAUUCGCCUGAAACCACUACCCUAAGGCUGGGUCUGACCCACGAUGAUAUAUUUGCAGAAUAUAAAUCACCUAUCAUUAGAAACUGUUCACAAAUUAACGGAAUGGCAAUAGAUUUUUCUCAAAUCUUUCAGGAGUUUCUUGGUGUAAAAGUAGAGUGCAAGGAGGCAGCUGAUGGUAAAUGGGGAGGGAAGAUCAAUGGAUCAUGGAAUGGUGUACUAGGAAUGCUGCAAAGAAACGAAAUAGAUGUUGCUAUGCUUGGGUUUAUGGAGAGCAAAGACAGACUUCAAGAUUUCAAAUUUUUGCAUCCAAUAGGAAAAGACGCAGUUUAUCUAAUAUCGAAAACAGUGACAUCGAAGACUAAAGAUUCUUACUGGAAAAGUAUACGAGGUGGUAUAAGAGAAGAUGUUUGGCUUGCACUUCUAAUAUACAUAUCAAUAGCAGCUUUCCUGUUCAAUAUAAUGAACAACCGUGAAAAAAAAGCUUCAACUAAUCUUCUCAUGAGAGAGUUUUUUGGAAAUGUUUGGAGUUUCUUCAUGGUCUCAGGCUGGCAGAUGCCUUUAUUACAACCCAGGACCACGUCAGCAAAGAUUUUAGUUUUGAGCAGUUUGUUUCUGGGAAUGAUGAGUUACAGUUCCUAUUCUGGAGUACUUGUCUCCAAUACCCUAGAGGGAAGGGUAGAUGUAGCGGUCAACACCUUUCAGGAAGCCAUGGAUACUGAUCACACGAUAUAUGCCUACUACGGAUCAAUAGGAGCUGACGUUGCAGAUGCAUAUAAGGCGACACAUCCUGAAAUAUCAUCAAAUAUAAAAUAUUUUGCAAAUGGAACUCUAGAGGAACGGUUGGAACUGAUCAGGUCCACGAGUGGAGGAGCAACAUUGGUACCAGGGGAGGAUUUUGCUGAAGUUUAUAUAAAAAAACAGAAGGGAACUUGUGAUCUCGGUCGAAGCAAGGAAGCAGUGACAAGUACUGUUCCCUACGCUUUUGUAGUAAACCGUGGGUUUGCCCUUGAGCAUAAAAUCAACAAAAUUAUUCAACUUAUGGAAGAAUCCGGGAUACUACGGUAUAUCCAGAACUCUAGAAUAUCCAGACUUGAAGAUGUUGAACGCCAGCACUGCACCCUCCGCCAGCAGUAUGAACGGCUUGGUCUGAUUUCUCUCCUUGGGUUCUUCCUGAUCCUCGGAGCAGGGUUUAUCACAGCUCUUCUUAUUCUAGGAGCAGAGAAUAUAUUCAAGUUUGUCAAGAGUCACGUAUACAAAAGCAGAAAAUUUGACAUAGAGAUGAAGAUAUGAUGUUAUAAUUUUUAUAAAAAAAUAAAUGAUAAAAUAUUCUUUAA